Cyanistes caeruleus (blue tit) is the source of this 3270-nucleotide messenger RNA. NCBI's taxonomy places the organism in Eukaryota, Metazoa, Chordata, Aves, Passeriformes, Paridae. The record is from RefSeq and is a predicted model, not a curated record.
AAUUUCUACUUAAAAUGCUUUUUCCUCAGGUGAUUUCUACUGAGCAAUCUUGCCCUUUCUUGUUUGGCAAGCACUGGUUCCCUCAACUCCCACCCAUUUUGUACAAAGCAAAAUUUAACAUCUCUUUAUGGGCAGAGCAAAAAAAUAUUUAUCCAGGCAUUUAUUAACCAGGGAAGUCUUACAUGCUCAGAUUUGUCUUCUUUUGUAAUACACGCUUCAAUCUAUAACCAAACUUCCACCCAAGUAGUCCUCUGAUAGUGGAGGUGCAAAUGGUGUCCUGAUUACUGACAAGCAGAUACAGCUGUCUCCAUAUACAUUGAGAAGUGAUGCUUAAUGAUAUUUCUACCCUGUGGACCACUGAAGACUAUUUUUCCAAGAUACCAAGUAAUGUGAGAAAACCCCACCUUAAACCCACUGUCCAUAGACUUAAAUUCAGCAUUCAGGUUUCCAGAUCUUGAUAUUGUCCACAAAAUGUUGAAAUCUUCUGAUGAAUUUGAAGAAUAGUGAAGGAGAGUAAUUAGCCACCACAGGCUAUCACCGUGACAAACUGAAGAAGCAUGAGUAAUUUUUGACAAUGGUGAGACCAGGAACCUGCUGUUAUCUAAAUGUGGCCUCUUUGCAAUGUUUCCAUCUUGCAGAGAAGUUGUUACUUUCAACCACUUCCUGGAAGAAGCAGCAGAAAAAGAAGUGCGGGGGAAAGCCAGGCUCCAGCACUUCAUUGAAAAUUUGUUGCAGCGUGUGGAUCUGGCAGAAAGGCAGCUAGAAUAUUACCAAAACCAGCAGAUGGUGUGCAACCACACCAAUGUCAGCGAGAAUGUGUUUACAGACAUUUCAUUAAAUAAGAAACCCAGAUGCCUGAGCCGAGGAAGCCAACAUGCUUCAUAUAAUAUCCCUGAUGCAAAGCCACAUUCCUUUCAAAAAGGAAGGAUCUUGUUGAAAAAAACAAAGGACGAAAAAGCCAGCUUGCAGCCAGUGAAAUGCUUCUAUGAAUCUGUUGAUUGCCCAAGAGAAAUAUGGAGAGCACAGAAGAAGGGUGAAUCAGUCUGCUGUGCCAGGAAAGCGAGUGCAAAAUCAAAAAUGGGUAAAAAGGCCAAACCGCUAUAGGAACGGUGAGCAAUAUACAGCAACAUAGGAACUUGGCUUCAACACAGCAAAUAUUGAAUGAAGUUAGUCAUCCUACUUUUUCCUAUCCAUCUGGCCAUGCCAAAACAUAUCAGAUAUAAUAUACAGAAAUAUAUACACAUGGAAGUUUUAUAUUAUUUAGUUGCACCAUUCCCUCUUUGGGCACUAUAAAAAAAGUGACAUUUUAUUCAGUUGAUAUGGAGGUUUUCCUAUUCCUUUAUGUAUUUAUUCAUUUAUUUAGUCACUUACAGAGCUUACUUCAAAUGACUGCAGUUAUCUUGCUGGGCAGUACUGUGUGUUUAAUUGUUUUAGUGGCAACAUGUGGCCUGGUAAUUUAUUUUCCAUUUGUGUUAUUCCUGAAGUUCAGAGGAAUCCGUUUAAUUGGCACAUAAAUACUCAAUCUUUCAGCAUAGGUAGGUGUAAGAUCAGUGUAUAAAAGACCUACUUAGAUGCAAAAGACCUACUCAAAGUUGUAGGAGUUGUUGAAGGCUGUUUACAGCAGUAGAUUGCUGAUUGCUACCCUGAGUUUUUGGCUAUAAGCACAUUUCCAUCUUUUAUUAAAUACAUUAAACUACUUGAUUCUGCCAGCAGCCACAUUGUCUAUUGGUAUAAGUUUGGGCUCCUUUGAGGUGUCCCUUAGCAAGGAGACCAAAAGCUGCCCUGACAAGCACAAGCCAAAUUGGGCCAGAGGAGGAAUGUCAGUGCCAAGUGCCAGCAGCAGGUUAUCUGCAGUGGUACAGCAAGUGACAGGCUAAAGCAGUGUGUUACUGCAUGGCAUUGUGUUCAAUGUCUCUGUUUGGUCUCAGGCAUUAGAGGCCCAAAUAACCAUGAUUAUAACCCAAAUCCUUCACAUUUUUAUCUCUGAAAAUUCUUUAGAGGGCUGAGAGAUUACUGACUUUGAACCCAAGUGCAAGGCGGUUAGAGAUGACUGCAGAGCAGGAAUGUAUAUGUUUACACUGGUUUGUGCCAAUUAAAAGGAUCCUUAUUUAUCAGAGAAUCUAUUUAUCAAGAUGAUUUUUUAAGUGUACAGUUUUUUGGUAACAUGAAUCCUCAUGUCAUGUUUACAGAUACAAACAUCCUGAUGAUGUUACUGAUGAGAUUUGUUUUCUCAAGAAGUAGAAAAGAUAGGUGAGACAGGUCUAUGUGAUUUAUUUUUGAAACACUCAUAACAGAUGUAAAUUGUUUAUGUGGAAGGUGAUUUUUACAGUAUGUGUACAAGGAUUUGUGAAAAAUGUUUUUCGUUUUUUAUAAUUAUGUCUGUAAGCAGAACUGAGUAUUAAAAGACAAUGUAUCACUAUGAUUACUGCUGCAAUUAGCAUCCGAGUUGCAAUAUUUUUAAAGCAGAAGAUGACCAAUCAGUCAGCUAGGAUCAGGUAACUAGAGAUAUAGAACAUUUGUCAGUGUACAGAGCUCCCAGAAAGUAGCAGAGAGAAGAGUGAGUAUUAUUCCUCACUUUUAUUUUAAAUAGUGUGUAUGGAACAAUCAGAUACACUGUUUCAGUAGCAAGUCACAGUGUAAAACCAAUUCAGGUAUUUAGGUUGUAAUGAUAUUUCAAUAUUUAUUUAACUAUGUCACAAGGCCACACUUGGCCUUAUGCUAGGCAUUGUGUGUGGUGAAAAGGAGUUGUUCAUUGUGUUGCAUGGGCUUGGGUCAGAUUGUGAGUUACAACCUUUAUAGGCAAGCUAAAACUGAAGCAUUCUUGAGCUUUUUCUAUUUCUUCCCACAUCCUUCCAUAAAACUGAAAAAAGGAUCUUUUCUGAAGAUAAUAAAGGUGAACAUUAGAAAGAUAAUAAAAUAAAAUAUAUUAAUUUGUUUCUUUAGCCACUUGACACUGGAAGAAUAUUUUUAUUUUUAAAUGCCUAUCUAUUCUGUUAGUCACCAAAGUUAAGUGCAACUACUAGUUCACAAAUGAGAUGUUUAUUUUAUCAUUUAUCAUGCCAACAUCUUGACUGUAAGUUGUCCUUUUUGGGGGGAGGAAGAGGAAAAGAGUAAGAGAAGUUCCAUGUUUUUAAACUUUUCAAAGCUUAAUUUACCCUUACUUGCUAAACAAAUGCCAGUUUAGUAAUUAGAAAGAAAUUGGAUUGUACUGUAAUCCCAGGUAAAAGCUUUUAGAAUAUAAACAUUCUAAUAAUAAAUAUAUAUUUCUCA